AUGGACCAAUCCAAUCACUUGUUCAAGUUCAAUGCCUCGUUGUUCAAACUCCCCAAGAGCGCCAAGUUGAGGGCGUUCGGCGUCUACUUGGCUGGGGCGUUAUACGCCAUCGGCUUCUGGCUGAUCAUCGAUGCUGCCAUAUUCUCCAAGACCGUCAAUGCGUCCGUGGUACAUGUGACGUUUGUCGACUGGAUCCCAUUCAUCUGCUCGCUGUUGGGGAUGUUGAUUGUGAACCUGAUCGAAAAGUCCAACUUGUUCAGCGACUCCAACAACUCGUUCUUGAGCAACGGCACCAACCCCAACGCCUGGGCUGCCAGAGUCAUCUUGUUCUUCGGGUUCUCUCUCUUGGCGGGCGGCUUGGCUGGCUCGUUCAUGGUGUUGAUCUUGAAGUUCUUAUUGAAGCAUUACUCCUUCCCUACCUUGGGCAUGGGGGUUUCCAACAUCGUGUGCAACUUGUGCAUCAUGUUGAGUUGUAUUGUGUUGUGGUUGUCCCAGAACAUUGAAGACGAGUACAGCUACAGCUUGGCAUUGUGA
Molecule: messenger RNA, 534 nt
Organism: Suhomyces tanzawaensis NRRL Y-17324
Lineage: Eukaryota; Fungi; Ascomycota; Pichiomycetes; Serinales; Debaryomycetaceae
Exons: 1
Coding region: 1-534 (177 amino acids)
Biological process (GO): protein targeting to vacuole; late endosome to vacuole transport via multivesicular body sorting pathway
Cellular component (GO): fungal-type vacuole membrane; Vps55/Vps68 complex
Source: RefSeq, a predicted model, not a curated record